AUGCCUUCCAUGUGGCUAACAGACUCCCAGAAAUGCCCUGGCGCAGGAGCUUUUGCGACACGCGACCAAAAGGCUCUUGCAACCCCGUGGAGCCGGUCGCAAGCUCCAGCUCGUGCGCCAGGUGCUGCCGUGGCGGCCGCAUCCGCUGUGCCAGACAAUUAUGCUAACGUGACACUUUUCCCCAACUUGCAGAAGUCGGAGUGGCUUUCUGCUCCGGUGAUCCUCUUCCUCAUCGGCCUCACCAUCAUCAUCGGCCCGGCCAAGACGCUCCUCUUCUUCGCGCGCAAGCAAAAGGCCAAGGGCACUGCCGCCUUCUUUGGUGGCCUUCUCCUGAUUCUGCUGCGGUGGCCGCUGAUCGGCUUCUGCGUCGAGCUGUACGGCAUCAUGGUCCUCUUUGGCGACUUCCUGGGCACCAUUGCCGCCUUUGCACGGAACGCGCCCGUGGUGGGACCGUACAUUGGCGUGGCCGUGGAUCGCGCAGGAAUCGGCCGGCGCAACACGGACCUGCCGGUGUGA
Molecule: messenger RNA, 516 nt
Organism: Sporothrix brasiliensis 5110
Lineage: Eukaryota; Fungi; Ascomycota; Sordariomycetes; Ophiostomatales; Ophiostomataceae
Product: Got1 family protein
Exons: 3
Coding region: 1-516 (171 amino acids)
Biological process (GO): endoplasmic reticulum to Golgi vesicle-mediated transport; retrograde transport, endosome to Golgi
Cellular component (GO): COPII-coated ER to Golgi transport vesicle; Golgi membrane; endoplasmic reticulum
Source: RefSeq, a predicted model, not a curated record